Molecule: messenger RNA, 1537 nt
Organism: Cuscuta europaea
Lineage: Eukaryota; Viridiplantae; Streptophyta; Magnoliopsida; Solanales; Convolvulaceae
Source: the annotation of a GenBank genome assembly
CGAUAAAGCUGUCAGCAUCUCUCUCUCUCUUUCCUCACCAAGAAAACUUUCGUGGCUUCGUUGGCACCUAACGCUGUGCUCGUCUGCCCCACACGCUGUCGCCGCCCUUCCUCGGCGCUUUCAUCUUCACAGCAGUGAAGGCUUUCUCAAGUGUUGGUAGAAGUACCUUCGAUGGCGCACCACAUAAGCACACCGCCGGCGGGCGGAGGGUCGGGUUUGCAGGUGGUAGGUCAUGGCCCGGGUCCUUUUGGUGACACUACGCACACCAAGGUUUUCGUUGGAGGGUUGGCGUGGGAGACCCAGAGCGAUUCCCUGCGCCGCUACUUUGAGCAGUUCGGCGACAUACUGGAAGGUGUCGUCAUCACCGAUAAGCACACCGGACGCUCCAAAGGAUAUGGUUUUGUGACGUUCCGUGAUCCUGAAGCUGCUAGUAAGGCUUGUGCCAACCCAAAUCCAGUCAUUGAUGGUAGGAGAGCAAACUGCAAUCUUGCUUCGCUUGGGCGCCCUUCAACUUUUCCUUAUGAGUCACAUUCAUCAAGUCUACCGUAUAUGGGGCCGCAAGCUUUGGGAGGUUUGUAUAUGGGAAGCCCAGUUUACCAGCUCCCAGUUACGUAUGGCUUUCAACCUGGAGUGCCAUAUCCACCUUAUAGGUACCCUGCUUAUGCCCCUGAAUAUGUAUACCCUCAGAUGUAUGGAUUAUCAGGUACAAAUUCACUGUCGUUUGGUCACAUGAGUCCUCAACCUGGUAAUCCUGGGUACCCGAUGAUGCGAGGUUAUUUCAUGCCAGGUCCUCAUAUGGUACAAUAUCAUCACAGACCUAAUGUCAGUGGAGCAAUCACAGACAACACUUCCACAAUGCAAAUGCCAUAUCAUUCAGGUGUUAUCAUGCCUUCUGUGGGUCAACCACAGGCGGCAGUUCGUUCACAUUUGCUGCACUUUCCACGUGGUAGUGCCUCUGAUCGAGUGUCUGGUUGAUUUUCAGUAGAGAAACAUUAUUUCUUGGCCUUCAACACCAAAUCACGAGCUGCGAAAAGGAAAUGAUGUACAUAAUCUCAGGUGCCAGCUUUUGAAUUUGACCUUUGGAAGCUAACCAAAAUGCAAUUAAAGGUCUUCCGAAGUCAAUGGACACCAAUGAUAACUAAGUGUCACAGUAAAAUAUUGCCCCGCUCUGGUGCUUUAAUCCACUGAUUGCCGGGAGUUGGUUUCCAGCAAUUGUGAUUUGGGAGAAUCAACAUAUGAUUCCUGCCUGAAUGGUCUUGGUCCCCAGGGUGUUGGACCAACAGUCGUUCGUUGCAUGUCUAGUGUCAUUUCAUCAUUCAUGUGGAUUCAGACAAGGAUUAGUUAAUUGUCUAUACAUUUCCCCUUGCUGUAAAAAUCAUGUGCGUCAACUUUGUCACAUUUACGAUGUCCACUUUUCUGAAAUGUACAUAAACGAUUUCAUCUCAAUUGGAAAUGCCCUUUCAAUUUAUACUUCCAUUUUGGGUAAAUUCCCCAAAAUAAGUGACAAAGUAAUGUGAAAUUUUAAAAUUGGAGUUGG